Contarinia nasturtii (swede midge) is the source of this 5221-nucleotide messenger RNA. RefSeq names its product mothers against decapentaplegic homolog 4 (gene Med). Gene Ontology annotation, molecular function: I-SMAD binding; DNA-binding transcription factor activity, RNA polymerase II-specific; RNA polymerase II cis-regulatory region sequence-specific DNA binding. The record is from RefSeq and is a predicted model, not a curated record. The transcript has 6 exons. Gene Ontology annotation, biological process: cell differentiation; SMAD protein signal transduction; regulation of transcription by RNA polymerase II. Lineage: Eukaryota; Metazoa; Arthropoda; Insecta; Diptera; Cecidomyiidae. Gene Ontology annotation, cellular component: heteromeric SMAD protein complex. Bases 797 to 2743 code for a protein of 648 amino acids.
CAUCAGUCGGCCAUAUUUAAUAUUUGUUUGAGUAACUCUUAGUUGCAACGCAGUUCAUAUUUCCGCACAGAGUGAAAUGCAAAUAAAGAAAGUUAUCAUUUAAAAACCCAAUAAAAUCGUGCAUUUUAAGUGAAUCAAUGAAUUCACAUUUGUUGCAAUGACUAAAUGUAUGCGCAUUUCAUAGUGAAACAAUACGAUUGCUGAUAUUCAAAACGAAAUUCGCUGUCAAUAUACCGCUUGCAGCGGUAAAUAAAAGAACAAACGACAAAGCGAAAAAAAUACACAUCAUACACGGAAGUAACAUAUAGCCAAUAAUAUAAAGGUGAAGUGACCGAAAUUAUCGAACGGAAUUCGUAACAGUGAACUCAAUUACAAGCCAUUGAAUCAGUGUCACAGUCUGGUUGAUUGACAUUUCUAUUUAAGAAAGGUGAAAAACCGCAUCAUUGUGAAAUUGUCGUCAUUAUUAGUGAAUAGCAAGUGCAACUAAUAUUGACUUGAGCUAGUUUUAAAUUAACUUUGUCCUCAAAUAAUCAAACAAACACUACAACAACAAAAAAACCAACACCCAAUUUCAAAUUGUUAGUUGAAAACGAAAAAUAAUUAAACACAAAAUAAAGAGAAAAAAAAACCAAAAGUCACUCAUUCAAAUUAAAUUCAGCAAUUACUGUUGAGUGGAACGAAAAAAAAACAGUUGACACAUAGCAAGCACCACAGUGACAACUAAAAUCUAGUUUAGUUUUUAGUGUGUUUUUUUCGUUUUGACUUUUUUUUCACGUUAAUACAUUAGAUUCAUGACAUGAAUCCAAUGCCGAACGGUGCACCAACAUCGGCUGAUGCAUGCCUGUCGAUAGUGCACUCCUUGAUGUGCCAUCGACAAGGUGGUGAAAGUGAGAGUUUUGCUAAGCGUGCAAUCGAGUCUUUGGUAAAAAAACUAAAGGAAAAACGCGAUGAAUUGGACUCAUUGAUAACUGCAAUCACAACAAAUGGAGCACAUCCAAGCAAGUGUGUAACCAUACAACGAACGCUUGAUGGUCGUUUGCAAGUAGCCGGCCGAAAAGGAUUUCCUCAUGUGAUCUAUGCAAGAAUUUGGCGUUGGCCUGACUUGCAUAAAAAUGAACUAAAACAUGUUAAAUACUGCCAAUUUGCGUUCGAUUUAAAAUGUGAUUCAGUUUGUGUGAAUCCAUAUCAUUAUGAGCGUGUUGUUUCGCCUGGCAUCGAUUUAUCUGGAUUAACACUACAAUCGGGACCAAGUCGUAUUGUGAAAGACGAAUAUUCAGCGGGUUCAGUCGUUCCACCCGGGGCACUUGAUAUGGAUCCCAACGAAAUGGGCACAAUUCAUCAUGCCGGUCCAAUGCCUACACAAGGAUACGGAUAUCCACCAGGUGAUCCAAGUCAAUUGGGAAGUCUUUAUGGUCGUAUACCAAAAUUAGAGCCAACAGAGACUCAGAGAAGUCAAUGGAUGGCUCCAAAUCCGCGCCCAUCCGCUCUUGUGCAUCCAACUGUUCCUCAUCCGAUGGCAAUGCCACCGCUACAAAUACAAACGAAUCAUAAUCAAAUGGCGCCACAGCCGCCACCAGCUGGCGGCCAACCACCAAAUAAUGGUCCAAAUAUGUCGAUUGGAUCGUUACCAACUGAUCCUCAGAUAUCUAUACAAUCCGUAUCAACAAAUUCACAGCAAUCAACAUCGUCACCAACUUAUGGUUACAGUGAUCAGCAAUCAGUACAAGUAGCAUCACAACCAAUCAAUUCAGCUAACGAAGGAUCUCUACCGAAUUCGAUUGUGUCUUCACCGAUUUCACCGCAUAUUCAACAAAAUGGAUACAAUGGAGCGACAACGAAAAAUUCAGCAAACCUACCCGGAAAUGGUCAGUUACCAAAUUUUGCACAAGGAUUACCAAAUGCGCCGCAUAACGGGGCUCAAGGCACUUGGUCUGGACAACAUACACUCACUUAUACACAAUCUAUGCUACCAGAUCAACGAAAUUCACAUACAAACUACUGGCAACCUGAAGCAGGUGGACAACAACGUUUACCCUUACUGUCACGUCAACCGGCACCAGAGUAUUGGUGUUCAGUUGCAUACUUUGAAUUGGACACACAAGUCGGUGAAACAUUUAAAGUUCCAUCAAGCAAACCAAAUGUUAUAAUCGAUGGUUAUGUUGAUCCAUCGGGAGGGAAUCGCUUUUGUUUGGGUGCAUUGAGUAAUGUGCAUCGUACAGAGCAAAGUGAACGGGCACGUUUACACAUUGGCAAGGGUGUGCAAUUAGAUUUGCGUGGCGAAGGUGAUGUCUGGAUCCGUUGUUUGAGCGAUCAUUCAGUAUUUGUACAGAGCUAUUAUUUGGAUCGUGAAGCUGGCCGUAGUCCGGGCGAUGCUGUGCAUAAAAUCUAUCCACAAGCUUACAUUAAAGUAUUUGAUUUACGUCAAUGUCAUCGACAAAUGCAAUCUUUAGCGGCAAAUGCACAGGCAGCAGCAGCAGCACAAGCGGCUGCCGUUGCCGGAUUAAGUUCACAAUUGGGAGGACCACCGAGAAAUAUAACGGCUGCGGCUGGUAUUGGCGUUGAUGAUUUAAGGCGCUUGUGUAUUUUACGUUUAAGUUUUGUUAAGGGCUGGGGCCCAGACUAUCCACGAUCAUCAAUUAAAGACACACCUUGCUGGAUUGAGGUACACUUACAUCGCGCACUACAAUUACUUGAUGAAGUACUCCAUCAAAUGCCGAUUGACGGGCCUCGGGCUAACGAAUAAAGCGUUUUUUUUACCUAGUGCAAAUGUCACAAUCUCUUCAUCCCUCUUUUUUGGUUUAAUUUGUACAAACAAACUAAAAAAAACUUACUCUAUUUUGACAUUGAAAGUGGAACUCAAAUUGUUUAUAAAGAUUCUUUCAUAUAUUUACACACAACCACAAACACACAGACAACAACAACAAUAACAACAGAAAAAAGAUAACCAACAUAAUUUUAUUUCAACAAUCACCAACCAAAUAGAAACAAAAAUAGAUAUACCGGUGACAAAAUGCAAUAAAAUCUCAACGUUUAAAGCAAAGACGAUAGUUUAUUAGAAAACACUGCAUAAAUGUGUUGAAUAAAAAAAAAAAAACAAACAAACGAAAAGAAAAAUCUAGCAUAUUUUUGACACUAAUUGAUAAGAAACAUGAAUCCAUUGCAGAAAGAAAACAUGCUCUAAAUGCAACCUACUUAUACAAACGUUUUAAAAAUUUCUAUAUUAUACACAUAUUAUACAAAUUGCAUAACUAUUAAAAACACAAAAUGAGUUUUUAAGUAUGUUAGUUGGUUAGUUGCUGUUAAAGGAUACAUAUUUUUUAGGCAAAGACAGAUACACACACACACACACACAAAAGUGACAAAAGGCAAAAUUAAAAUUCAAACACAUGUUUUUAAAGAUUGAAGUGCGUAUUAAAAUCAAGAUGGAGAAAAGUUAAACACUAUACCAGAUUCUACAAUUGCAAUAUUAAGUAUAUUUAUAACAAAUGAAAACAAAAUGAUCCGACAACUUGGAAAACUGUGAAUUCGAUUGUAGUACGACAAAAACAAAUGUACGAAAGUUACACCUACACACACAUACAUACGAAAAUAAUAAUAAAUUGAAUGAUAAACACUGUACCUGUUGAAUAAGGAGACAAAAAAAUGGAAGUAAAAACAACAACAACAACAUUAACAACAAAAAGAAAAACCAACUACAAAACACAUAAAGUGAAUUAACCAGUGGAAUUCGCUGAAUCCCUUAAGGUUUCCGCUUUGUUACAACGCAAUCGCUUACUUAUUAGCUUAUUAACAAAUGAAUGAUGAUGACUAACUAAUAUUUAUUAUGCAAAAAUAGUAACCGCUAAUCGGCAACUUCAUUUUGUUAUUAUCAGUGCAAAACAAGUGUCCACUCUUUUGUGUACGGAUAAACAUCAACGAUGACAUUUCUUAGACGGUUUUUUUUUGUCGUGGACUUCGUUUCUUUCGUUGAUUGACAAGUUCAUGCUUUUAAGUGUGUACAUAGAACGUUUGACGCAAAUCAUUUUAAUUAAGUGUUUGUUUACACCUUUUUGUUCACUCUUUAAUUACUACUUACUUAACAGCAACAUAAAAUCGCUCGAUCACCUGGUGCGACGAAUUAAUUAUUACAUUGCAAUUAGAUAAAGUAUUGCAUGCAAAGUAUGUAUACGGAUUAAUUGCGAAAUAAUUGAAUUAAUUUGCAACUCUGUAUUUUAUUUCUUCGAUUGCCUUUAACCAUUUUGAAAAUGAAAUGCUCGAGUGUUUUUACACGCUCUGAGGCUAUUUAUAUAAUUUUUUUUUAAUUAAACGGCAGCUAUUAUGCAAAAUAGCAUUGAAAAAUUAACGAUCAGCAAUUAGUUUUGUUUUUGUACUGAAUGUAUGUUGACUUUAUUUUUCGACGUCACAUUAAUGCGGUCAAAGUAUUUUAUAUGCUAAAAGAAUAGAGAAAUCAGAACGAUUCAUUUUCUCUGGUCGUUCUGACACACGGAUGUCGUUUGGCGUUUCGUCAAGCAAAGAAAAAAAAAUUGAGAAAAAAAUUUGAUUGAUUGAUUUUUGGCUGUGACACUUUCAAUCAAUUUAUUUAGGUUAUUUUACGAUAUUGUUUAAUCAUUUGAUUUCGAUGAGCUGAAAAGGAGAAUAAAAAAAGGAACUUAUCUAAAACAUAAAUUCAAAUGGGAAAAGUCGCAAAAAUGUCCAUUCGUAUAAGUUUGAUUUUUGUUGUCGCUUCUUUUUUACGUUUGAUUUAGCUCUGACAGUGGGCAUAAGUUUGAAUGCGUGAACCGUUUUUUUAGAGUAUUUCUUUAGUGCGCCAAAACAAUAACUACUUGAAAACCGUUUCUAGUUAUCGAUAAAUUCAAACAAAGCAAAAUACGUAAACAUAAAUUCCUAAAUUUGAUCUUUGUAUGUUUCUGAUUCAGGUAUUUUUCUCUUUUUCAUUUUAUUCAAGGUUUAGUUGUAAGAAAUGAGUGUCUGACCAUUAAUACAUGCUACGUGCAAUUUUAUACACAGUUUGCCCAAAAUGUUUGAGCACAAUUUGAUGGCCUCCAAAGAAUAUAAUUCAAAUGACGUUGAAAUGAAUUGUUUUGACACAUUUUACGAAAAGCAACAAACUAUUUGAAUCUUAAAGAUAAGUCUAAUGAAAUAAAGAAAAACAUCCAUGCCCAAAACCAUUUAGAGAACUGUAAAGAAUUAAAAACAAAAAAAAAACAAAAAACAAAUUUAA